Suricata suricatta (meerkat) is the source of this 2806-nucleotide messenger RNA. RefSeq names its product nectin cell adhesion molecule 4 (gene NECTIN4). Bases 1 to 1680 code for a protein of 559 amino acids. Gene Ontology annotation, biological process: symbiont entry into host cell; heterophilic cell-cell adhesion; homophilic cell-cell adhesion. Gene Ontology annotation, cellular component: adherens junction. Lineage: Eukaryota; Metazoa; Chordata; Mammalia; Carnivora; Herpestidae. The transcript has 11 exons. The record is from RefSeq and is a predicted model, not a curated record.
AUGUGGGGGCCCGGGGCCUUGCUGCUGCUGCUGCUGCUGACAUCACUUACAGCCUUGCCUAAGCGGGAGCUGCCUCCGGGGGACAGCGCAGCUGGUGGCUGCUGCGGUGUGGCACCGUCUGAAUCACCAGGGCGCCUGACCAGCGUCCUGUGCUCCCUGGAGGAGGGUCCUCCCCGGCUCCCGCGCGGCGCCCCUAACCUUGGCUGCUCCUGUCUGCCCCCUGCAGGCCGCUGCUGGGCGGGCGAGCUGGAGACCUCGGACCCGGUGACCGUGGUGCUGGGCCAGGACGCCAGGCUGCCCUGCUUCUACCGAGGGGAGCCCGGCGAGCAGGUGGCGCAGGUGGCGUGGGCUCGGGUGGACGCGGCCGAGGGCGCCCGGGAGCUGGCCCUGCUGCACUCCAAGUACGGGCUGCACGUGAGCCCGGCGUACGAGGGCCGCGUGGAGCAGCCGCCGCCCCCGCGGAGCCCCCUGGACGGCUCCGUGCUCCUGCGCAACGCCGUGCAGGCCGACGAGGGCGAGUACGAGUGUCGCGUCAGCACGUUCCCCGCCGGCAGCUUCCAGGCGCGGCUGCGGCUCCGCGUGCUCGUGCCACCCCUGCCCUCACUGAACCCCGGUCCGCCGCUGGAAGAGGGCCAGGGCCUGACGCUGGCGGCCUCCUGCACAGCAGAGGGGAGCCCAGCCCCCAGCGUGACCUGGGACACAGAGGUCAAGGGCACGGCCACCAGCCGCUCCUUCAAGCACUCCCGCUCCGCUGCUGUCACCUCGGAGUUCCACCUGGUGCCCAGCCGCAGCAUGAAUGGGCAGCCCCUUACCUGCGUGGUGUCCCACCCCGGCCUGCUGCAGGACCAGAGGAUCACCCACACCCUCCAAGUGGCCUUCCUCGCUGAGGCCUCUGUGAGGGGCCUCGAAGACCAAAAGCUGUGGCAGGUGGGCAGAGAAGGGGCUACCCUCAAGUGCCUGAGUGAGGGGUACCCUGCUCCCUCGUACAACUGGACACGGUUGGACGGACCUCUGCCCAGCGGGGUACAAGCGGAAGGGGACACCCUGGGCUUUCCUCCGCUGACCACCGAGCACAGUGGCACCUAUGUGUGCCACGUCAGCAACGAGCUGUCUUCGCGGGAUUCGCGGGUCACCGUGGAUGUUCUGGACCCUCAGGAUGCCCCCGGGAAACAAGUGGACCUGGUGUCGGCCUCUGUGGUGGUGGUGGGUGUGAUCGCCGCACUCUUGUUCUGCCUGCUGGUGCUGGUGGUGGUGCUCAUGUCCCGAUACCAUCGGCGCAAGGCUCAGCAGAUGACCCAGAAAUAUGAGGAGGAGCUGACCUUGACCAGGGAGAACUCCAUCCGGAGGCUGCACUCCCAUCACUCGGACCCCAGGAGCCAGCCGGAGGAGAGUAUAGGGCUGAGAGCCGAGGGCCACCCUGAUAGUCUCAAGGACAACAGUAGCUGCUCUGUGAUGAGUGAAGAGCCAGAGGGCCGCAGUUACUCGACGCUGACCACAGUGAGGGAGAUUGAAACACAGACUGAACUGCUGUCCCCGGGCUCCGGCCGGGCAGAGGAGGAGGAGGACCGGGACGAAGGCAUCAAACAGGCCAUGAACCACUUCGUUCAAGAGAACGGGACCCUGCGGGCCAAACCCACAGGCAAUGGCAUCUACAUCAAUGGGCGGGGGCAUCUGGUCUGACCCAGGCCUGCCUCCGUCCCCUAAGCCUGGCUCCUUCUGCUGACCUGGGGGAUUUCCGCUCAUCACGUGGGGGGGGGCUCCCUAAACACCCUAUUUCUUUGGGAAGAUGCUCCCCGCCCCACUGACUGCUCGACCUUUUCCUCCAACCCGUCUGUUCGACAAAGGGAGGCCCCGCAAAGGUUGAGUCCUUCCCUGUGUGUGUGUGUGUGUGCACGAGUGCACGUGUGUGUGUGUGCCCGCAGGUCACCGUGUGCAUGUGUGCAUAUGCGUGUGCGGGGUGACAGGCCUGUCAGAGUCCAAGUGAAGUGAGGUGUGUGAGGCUGGUGUGUUGUGUGGCUGUGUGACCUCUACCUGUAAGCGCAGGUUAUCUCCUCGGACCCAGAGCAGUAUUAAUGACGCAGAGGUUGGAGGCGAGAGGUGGAGACGGUGGGCCAGACCCAGGUGUGCGGGCUGGAGCUGGAUUCUGGCCUCCUGAGUUGGGGGGGCCAGGCUCCCCCCACUUGAAAGCCAUCGGAGCAAGUGUGAAGCAGCCAACUCAGGGGUCUGCCAGGCUAGAACUGUUCUGGAGGAUGCCUCUGGCCCUCUGGUGGCCUCUGGUGGCCUCUGGGGCCUGUGGCAUGUGCAUACUUUCUACAAACAACCCUGCUGGGGGAGUUUCUUUAAGGAAUACUGCUCCGAAUGCCUUGAUAAGAGACACAAAUCUUUGAAAGAAAACUUAACAAUUUCUCUGGACGUUUGUAAUUGCUUGAACUGCUUGGAGUGAGGCCAGUAGGCCCAGGAAGUCAGCUACCCUGGACUCGCUCAGACCCCAGCAGGGGUGAAAACCCGCGGUUCUGGAAAGUGCUCCUGCUAAGACACUUUAAUUUAGGCAGCCUCUCAGGAGGGAGGCUGGAAGGUGCGGACUCGGAGGGGCUGUGAGCCCCUCAGUCACUGGGUCACUGGCUGCGGGAGGACAGGGUGGGGCUCUUGGCCCUGGAGACCCCCCGUCCCUUCCCUGGGGUCCCUUCCCUACCGCGUCUCUUUUCUUAGUUGCAUCCACAGUUGUUUGUGGUCCCUUGGGGGGUUGCGGGGACUGGGUGUCAAGGGCUCCUGGUUGGGAUGUGGUGGAGGGGAGAGAGGGUGGUGA